Molecule: messenger RNA, 5058 nt
Organism: Trypanosoma brucei brucei TREU927
Lineage: Eukaryota; Euglenozoa; Kinetoplastea; Trypanosomatida; Trypanosomatidae
Exons: 1
Coding region: 1-5058 (1685 amino acids)
Biological process (GO): Golgi to plasma membrane transport; exocytosis
Cellular component (GO): exocyst
Source: RefSeq, a predicted model, not a curated record
AUGGCAUGGCGGUACAAUAGCAAUAGCCCUCCGAGGGGAAACGUAAGUGCGAACGCCUCACUUGUGUCACUCUCUUCAGCUAAUAACAACAAUAGAAACUUCACCGACAGUGCGGAUGAUAACGCGGACACAUCGGCCUUGGGAAAUAACAAUACAUUUAGAAGGGACCGAAGUGCCAUGGAUGGAGCAGGGGCAUUUCUGCGGAGUAACGCCAAAGGCAAAAUGUGGUCAAGGCAGGAAGGUCGGGAUGAGACACCAGAUGAUGACGUGUCGAGCCGAGACGGUACAUCGCCUUGCUCCAUUUCCUUUGCGCGACCCAAAUUAGCCCCCACCGAGAGCACAACGAGACCCCAUCGCUCGCUUAUUUUCAGCAGGAAUCCCAAUCGAGGCGUGAGUGGUGCUGCAACGAGAAGUGGAAUGGGUAGCAUGAGUAGGUUAAGUGUUGACUCGGCUUUAAACACGCCACAUCGCGUUGCAAGUACUCGGUGCGUGGAAGGGAGGGUUACGUCGAGUAGCAUUGCAAACUGGAGGCUUCCUCGACAUUCGGGUUCUCCUCCCAUCAACACCGGUGAAUGCAAUGGGGAAAUGACUAUCAUUAGUGAAAGUGGGGAUUUCGAUGAAGAUGCUACCGGGGGAGACCCAUUAUUAGGUUGUGCGGAUCGCAAUCUCCACCGUGCAACAGAAGCCUUACUGGCAGAGGCGGAUCCUGACCUCCGCGCAACUGAUUUCACUCCUACGAAGCACGUACUACAAAUUGUUGUGAAGGAGGAUGGAACGGAGUGCUCCGGUGCGCAAAUAGAUGAGCGGAUCGCACCUCUGUGUGGAUUACAAAAUCGACUGGACGAUAUGCUGGGGUUGCACAUUCAGUCGCACAAGGAUGUGUUCAAUAAGGCUAUUGGCCGAUUUUCUGAUAUCGUAUUGGCAGUUUCGGAUAGUAACGAAGUGCUUGGGUUAUUGAAGCAGAGACUAGGCAUGGCGACAAGUUCCCUCGAGAACCGCGCCGAGCAGUUGCAAGUUCUUCGCAUGCGCGCAGCGAAGGCACUUCUUAUGGAGGAGUCACUAAAGCGCAUGGAGGCCGCACUCGCUUCUGAGAGGGAGAUAAAACAACUCGUGGCGUCACGCCAUUACCUUGCUGCGGUGCGGUUGCUGCGUCAGCAAAAGGCAAGGUUGGAGUCACCCGACAUGGUGAACAUACGCGCCACACAGAGUAUGCGGGAUUUUGCCAAUCACACGCUCGAAACAUUGCACAAGAAUGUUUUAGAUGGUUUGAUGGGGUGCGUGUUUGACAAGGACCGCUUUAGCGAAGCAGACAAGCAGCUAAUGGGCCGCAUGGUGGCAGACGGAGCGCUAGAAAAUGUCGCAGGGACUCUUAGUUUUAUGGGUGAUACAUGUGGGGCCCUGUCCUCGCAGUGUUUCACUGGCGGUGGCGGCAAGAAUGGCGAUAGUGACUUUGUUUCCCUAGACGGUAUUGUAGACGAUCCGUGCGAUGAGGGUAUGGUGAAAAACCACUUGCAUUUCAUUCCGUUGUGUGUUAAGACGCUGAAGGAGCUUGGGAAACUCGAUCAGUGUUGCGAGGCUUUUCGUUCUGGUGCCACGCGUAGUAUUGAGCAAUGCGUGGCAAAUUUUCUUUCACUUUACGACACAUGGAGGCGAGACGCUGAGUCAUCAAAAUGUGUUGGCAACAAUGACGAUAUGGGCUCCACCGUUCGGAUUUUAGAACUUCAAGGACGAGAUGUUGCGUCGUGUACUGUUUCACAUGAUGAAGCGGUCGCCCUUAUUCAACAGCGGGACCUCUGCCCCUUACUCAACGCUCUUUUUACGGAACUUGAGAGGGUCGUGCGUAAUGCAGACUACCUUGUUAGGGUCGUACUCUUGGCCUAUUUUCCGUUCCUUACCGACGUACCGCCACGAUCUGAGGUUUUUGACGAUAACUUUUCUUGUCAUGAGUGGGACGUCACUCAAUCGCCGCUGCGCACAAAGAAUGAACUGCGUGAUAUAGUAGUACGUACCCUUGCUGAAGCCAUUUCACGGCAUAGUGAGGAUUCAGUUAGCAGCGAAACCCCAGAGAGCCGGAGGUUAGCGGCUCUAAAGCGACUUAUGGCCAAGUUUGACGUCGACAAGGCGCUGAAGGGUUCAUCAUCGCACGACGCACCAACGUCAAAAAAAGGCUCUCUAAGGCAAGGAAGUGUAGAUGAUGGAUCCAUCAGGUGUGAGAGUAACAAUGCCGUUUGCUUGGGCGACGUGCUGACUUCACUAAAUGCGGCAGCCUUCUUGGCCGUGGAGGAAUUUCCAGAUGGCAGUGAAGAAGUGCCAGCGUGUUGUGAGCGUCUGAGCAAGGCCAUAAGCAGUGCAGUGCAAGACUCAUUUCGUUCGUAUAUGAGGGAAAUCUACCUCGAUUGGGACUUGUGUGCCUUAUCAUCCCAACUAAGUUAUACUGUUGAGCUCGUCUUCAAACUUAUUUGUUCCAAUGAUGCGGCCACCAGCAGUAAGAGCGACGCGACCGCCGUGAAUUUAUCUAAACAAAACCUGAAGCAUCGGAGGACAACCUCCCGCAGCUGGUGGCAAAUUGAUAGCAUUGGCGGCAGUCACACUAACGAAACAUUUACCUCUCUAGACAAAAUGCUAUCAUCUCAUGGCUCCUCGGGCCUGCUUUCUGCAAUAGAGCAAAUUGGUGGCGUGUCCUUCAGCAUCGUCUCCACGGUAAAUGCCUCUUCAGUUGAGCAAGUUCGUGCAAAAGACAAGAAACAUUUGCACUCAGGGGCUGGUACGAGGAUUAUUUCAUCAUUUGGCGAGGUGCAGGGAGCUGCCGCACCUCUCAAGUCGGCAGCGAGACUACGAAAUUGGUUCAUGUUUACACCAAUGAAUAUUUUGGCGUGCUAUGACUGUACGGGUCACUUUUUCAAGCGGUGGAAGUCCUACAAACUCUAUUUUGCUACUGUUCCUGUCGUUGAGAUGACAAAUUUUUUCCAGGAUUUUUUAGAACGAACGUAUUCACCGUGCCUUCGUGCCUUUCACAUGAUGCAACUGGGGAAGUUCUUAGCAGAAAUGCCAGAACCACAAGGCGUGCAUGAUGGAACAGAAUCAAUGGGAGGCCCAGGGGAUGCAGGCGGAACUAGGGCGAAUUCGUCUUUUGCAACGUCUACAAGACAAUAUAUGCACCACUUGAAGACUCAGCAAGAGUAUAUGAGGUGGCCAACAGUUACUCCCGGAGACAACGGUUGUAAUGGUAAUGCGAUUCAUCCCGUGCUGACGUGUGUGCACUAUGUGGGUCAGGUGGUGCAGAAGUUGUCACGCAUCUGCCGUGUACUACCCAGUGUAUUAGUGGAUAAGAUACAGCAGUUUCUUGUACAACCUUUAUUGAUUGAACUCAAUUCGUUUCUGAAAAGGAAAGUGCAACUCAUUACGCGCGGUUCCUUAUCUCACUGCCUGCUAAACUCUGAUUUUGACGACGCUUUCCAUGGCACCCACACAGCUCGUUGGGAUGCGCUCUGUGAUGAAACGAGGCGGGGGGAUUCGUACGAAGCGAUUGAUAUGGGUCUCUUCCGGUUCUAUCGGUACAUCAACGCGAGGCGCACACGUGCCGGUGCGGACGGUGACGUUGAAGUUGUUGUGCCAGAGGAAAUGCAGGAACUUUUUAACCAUGUGAGGGUCAAAAGGGAGAAACAACAUGAGAGGAGUGAGAGGAGGAAUGAGGUUUUUCGCAGUAACGGAAGUCUCGUCAGUCCGAUUUCUCCUAGAGGAGCAGCAAAUGGGAUACAGUGCGAAGAUGUGACCGCUGCAGAUUUGGCGCUGCAGGGUGACGGCAUUGUUGUGGCGCUUGCACUUUUUUGUCACUCCACAGAAUGGCUAUGCGGGCUGCUACUUCGUGCUUUCGGGCCAGAGGGUUGGUGUCAGCACAGUGAUGGAGAUAAGUUAGUACCUGGUGCUGCGUUUCGGGAGCGCCGGCGACCACCACGCAAGGGUGUAACGCCAAUGCAAGAGGGUACGGAAGGUUGGCAGCACCUCGGGAAUUUUGUGGAUCAGCUGUAUACAAUUUCGCAGGCGUGUUUGUUUCAUUUGCUCGUGGAGGCCCGAUUUACUGCCUUUCAGUUUAUUCCACAGUUGAGUGAGCAUUCGUACAACAUCGUGGCUGGUGCAGGGACUCCCGAUACCUUUGUUCAAGCAUACAAUAGGCGGAUGACGAACUUUUUUGCUCUACUCAAACCCUAUCUCCCUUCAAAGAGGGUGAAAUUUGUGUGUCUAACUGUGGCAAAGCCGCUGAGCGAUCUCUUCAUGUUGGAGAUUAGUCAACUGAGAGACAAGGUUAUCUCAACCACUGGCGUUUCCCGUCUGCAAGUGAACCUGCUCGCGAUGGAGGCUGCCCUGCAGUUAGUACUUCCCACAGAUGAUGACGUUCGCGAAUCCGUAAAGUUUCAUUUUGCGCGGCCAGCCACAUUUGUGCGUUACCUUUCAAAUGGGGAUGUGACGGAUGACCUCAUAGCCAGUGGCGAUUACAAGAUAUUUGAGGUACGAGAGAUGGAGGAGCUUGUGCGGCUUGUUUUGAAAGGUGAUGCGACUGCUAGCAGCGUGGCUGAAAAGAUAAAAUUAUUACAUGCUGGACUGGAGCGGGAACAGUAUGAUAUGAUUUCACCACUCACGACUUCUCCCGCCAUUACGCCGAAUAGAAAGUUGCCCCCGGUCGCCAGGGGUUCAUCAACAGGGUGUAAAGGUCACUUUCCCGUAUCAGGCUCAGACGCUGCCGCGCAUGAGGAACCGGGGGAGUUGGAUAACGCAAAAUCCCCGUCAUCGCCACAACGAAGAUCUGCUAACAAUAAGGGCACGUUGAAGCAUGUCGACCCCAACUCUGGUGGUAUAAUAGAUCCCAGUUUAGUAAACUCUGAUCUCAAGAUGCCAAGCUCUCCAGGCGACGCAAGGGAAGUGACGGAAUCGCACAGUAGCGGGUCGGAAGAGGGGGAUGAAGAAGAGGAAUAUGAAGAGGAAUACGAAGAAUAUGAAGAGAGCGAUGAGUAUGAAGAGUCGGAUGAUGCCGAUAAUGACGAUGAUGAUAGUAGUUUGUAA